CCGGGCCCUCGGUCCGCGGCCCACGCCAGACUCUGCCAGUCUCUGGCAAGAGCUGCCAGAGGCACCGAAACGUGCGCCAAGGCUGCCUGCGGCCCGCGACCAACGCGCCAUCAUGGAUCAUGGCUGCCCUAGCUGAUGCGCUGGUUCGGCCUGCUGCUGGCGGUCGCCGGGCAGCCCGUAGAAGUGGACCUGGACGGCAGCACGCAUAGUGCAAGGGGUCCACGGCUCGCGUUCGACGUCGACGGAGUUCUACGAGCCCUGACCCUCGCGGACCCGGCUCGCGUGUUGACGGAGGCGGCGGCGUUCCUGGAUGCGCUGCCCGCGGGCGCACGCGUCAAAUGCGCGUGGCCGACCGCGGCCUGCGAAUCAAACGGAGGCGAUGCGGCGGCCGUAAUUCUGGGUGCAGCGGCCGCCGCGGCGUGGCCCGCCGUCGCGUCGGUCGGGAAUCUGACGGACGGCCGGCGGCCGCUUCAGCACGGAACGCUCCAGGUGCACGGGACGCGACUCCUCGUCGUCUCCGCGUCGGACCGGCCGGAGGUGGCCCGCGCGUCGUGGACGUCGUGGGCGGCCUACGCGCGAACGCACGGGUACGGGUUCCUCCCGCUCGACGCGUCCGGGACGGGACUCGUGGCCGAGGGCGUCGCGAUUGUCGGACAGCUGAGCCCCCUCCGGAGCGCGCACCACCUCAAGCUCUGGCUGCUCCACGAUUUGCUGGAGAGCGGCGCCAGCGCCUACCAAACUAUCGUCUGGGUCGACGACGACGUCGUUGCCACCUCGAUGGCGACGCCGCACCCGGCGCUGGCACUCGCGGAGGACACGCUCGCCGUCGACGCGCUCCCGACCUUCGUGGCGCGCGAACCGUUCAACACCGGCGUCGUCGUAGCGACGCGCGGCGGCGACCGCGCGUCGUCCCUGUUGCGCCGCGCGUGGCUCGCGCCGUUCGCGACCGAGCGAUACUCGUGCCUCCUCCGGGACUGCGGCUGGUGGGACAACACGGCGCUCGGCCUCGCGGUGGACGCGGACGCGGCCGGCUUCGUAUUAUUGCCGUAUGGCUCGCUGCAGGCGUUCUGGUCGCCGUUGACAUUUUGCGGUACCGAGUGGACGCACUGCGAGUGGGUGCAGAGCUUGGCGUUGGCCUGGGCGCCGGGGGACUUCGCGGCGCACGCGGGCGGCGGGUCUCCCCGCGAUCGCGCGGCGCGGAUGACGCUCCUGCUGCGCGACCGCCGGGGGGAGCGUCGCGUCGAGCCGCGUCGGUUGCUGGGCGGCACGCCGGCCGCGUUCGGCCAGUACCGCGAAGCCUUGGUGCUCGCGCUGCGGGCGGCGAACGUGAGCGCCGCCGCGGCGGGCGCGGCGGCGGCGCCGACGGCGGAGCUCGAGGCGGCGGUCGUCGAUGCGCUCGGCCCGGACGCUUCCCAUGCCGUCGCCGAGCGAUUGCCCCUCGUCACAGGCUUCUCGUGUAGGGUGGACUUGGCCGUCGACGGCACGGAGUGGGCCAGCGUCGUGUUUGGUCUCGACGCGGACGACUUCGACAGGAAACUCGCACGGGAGCUGGAGGCGGCGGGCAUCAGGGCCCCGCUCGGACGGCCCGACGGCGGCCCGGCCUGCGCCACGCUGGCGUGCGUCGCGGCCGCGCUGCGGGCGGCCGCCGAAGCGAACGGAAACUGCGUGCCCGGGUUCCGCGUAGAGCAUCGCGACCUGGACCUGGUGCCACCGCCGCCGGCCCCGCGCUCGGCCGUGUACGAUCCGCCCGCGCCGCCGGCACGCUUCGCUUCGUCGGAAUGGGCGGCGCGGCGAUCGAGGGGCUUCGCCGACCGCUUCGAGGCGUUUGCUCGCGAAACAUUCACUGGCAAGUUUAGUUAA
This is a messenger RNA of Pelagomonas calceolata, 1860 nucleotides long. NCBI's taxonomy places the organism in Eukaryota, Pelagophyceae, Pelagomonadales, Pelagomonadaceae. The record is from the annotation of a GenBank genome assembly.